This is a messenger RNA of Lodderomyces orthopsilosis Co 90-125, 507 nucleotides long. RefSeq lists its product as uncharacterized. Lineage: Eukaryota; Fungi; Ascomycota; Pichiomycetes; Serinales; Debaryomycetaceae. The record is from RefSeq and is a predicted model, not a curated record. The transcript has a single exon. Gene Ontology annotation, cellular component: endoplasmic reticulum membrane. Gene Ontology annotation, molecular function: glycerol-3-phosphate O-acyltransferase activity; glycerone-phosphate O-acyltransferase activity. The coding region runs from base 1 to 507 and encodes 168 amino acids. Gene Ontology annotation, biological process: phospholipid biosynthetic process.
AUGAAUCAGGAAUACACACGCUACCGUGAAGUUCAAUUACGAGGUUAUGAGAAAUACAGAUAUCGACCAUACGUAAAAGAAUUGAAAGAGACAGUAUUGAUUUGUAAUAAAAAACUAAGAGCAUUAAAUCUACAUGAUCACCAAGUGGAGUCAUUAGAUCGAUCAAAUAGUGUCGUAAAUUUUUGGCGGUUCACUACCAGGUUUUUCAAGUUUUCCUUAUUCAUGGGGUUGAGUCUACCAGGUAUUUUCUUAUUCAGUCCUGUAUUUAUUAUUUCCAGACGAAUUUUAAGAGAAAGGCUAAAGAGGCAUUGCUUCACAACAAGUUAUCCAGUGCUAUUGGAUGGAGGUGGUGCAAGUUUUGAUGAGAACUUGCAACUAAAGCAAAUAUUUCAGUCAGUAUUCUUUGUCGCUGCGAUACAUGCUCCAUUUACGCAUAAAUAUUUGUUACAUUUUAUAGAGCCAGGUAGGAGACGGUCCGAACUGAUCCCAUCUUCUGCAUCAAAAUGA